AUGGAAGAGAUUGCUCCUGAGUAUGAUGUUGUGGUGCUCGGCACUGGACUGACAGAAUGUGUGCUUUCGGGUGUUCUUAGCGUCAAGGGUAACAAGGUGCUUCACAUCGAUCGCAAUGAUCACUACGGAGGAGAGGCUGCUUCCGUGAAUAUUGAAACUCUAUUCAAGAAGUACGGCAACGUGCGUCCCGGCGAGGAACCCUGGAAGAAGUAUGGACGGGUCAAUGACUGGAACAUCGACCUGGUUCCCAAGCUACUGAUGGCGAACGGCGAACUUACGAAUAUCCUGGUUUCUACCGACGUUACGAGAUACCUUGAGUUUAAGCAGAUUGCUGGCAGCUAUGUCCAGCAAGGAAAGGGGCCCAAAGCAACUGUAGCAAAGGUGCCUUCAGAUGCUGGUGAAGCUUUGCGUUCAUCCCUCAUGGGCAUGUUCGAGAAGAGAAGAGCCAAGAAGUUCUUGGAGUGGGUUGGCGAGUUCAAGGAGGAUGAUCCUUCCACUCACCAAGGUCUGAACAUCGCUCAAUGCACAAUGAAGGAUGUUUACGAUAAGUUUGGACUCGAGGACAACACGCGUGACUUUGUCGGCCACUCCAUGGCUCUCUACCCAUCCGAUGGGUAUAUCACCACAGUCGGAAUGGCCACCGAGACCAUCCAUCGUAUCAGACUAUACGUCAACUCGAUGGCCAGAUACGGAAAGUCGCCAUAUAUCUACCCUCUGUACGGCUUGGGCGAGCUUCCUCAGGGCUUUGCCCGAUUGUCUGCCAUUUACGGCGGUACCUACAUGCUCAACACCAGCGUUGAUGAGGUCCUCUAUGACGAGAACGGCAAGGUUUCUGGCAUCAAGGCCACAAUGAAGGAUAGGGAUGACAACAGCGAGGCCAUGAAGUUUGAAACCAAGACAAAGAAGAUUCUGGCGGACCCCUCAUACUUCCCUGGCAAGGUCCGGGUGACUGGCUACUUGCUGAAGGCCAUCUGCAUCCUGAAGCACCCCAUCGACAAGACUGAUGGCAGUGACUCGCUGCAGCUGAUUAUCCCCCAGUCGCAGGUCGGAAGAAAGCACGAUAUUUACAUCGCAAUGGUGUCGUCCGCCCACAACGUUUGCCCCAAGGGCUACUACAUUGCCAUCGUGUCCACGAUCGCUGAGAGCGAUGCGAACAACCAUCUGGAAUUGGAACCUGGAUUUGAGCGUCUGGGUCAGAUCGAAGAGAAGUUCUUUGGUGCUCCCAUCCCUCUCUACGAGCCCAUCGAGAACGGCGAGAAGGACAACAUCUUCAUCUCCAAGAGCUACGAUGCCACCUCGCACUUUGAGACCACAACAGAUGACGUGCGGGAUCUCUACAAGCGGGCUACAGGCGAAGAGCUGGUCGUUGAGGGUCUCCGGGAGGACCAGAGAUUGGCGGAGGACUAA
This is a messenger RNA of Aspergillus clavatus NRRL 1, 1407 nucleotides long. Its product is annotated as secretory pathway gdp dissociation inhibitor. The transcript is spliced from 8 exons. NCBI's taxonomy places the organism in Eukaryota, Fungi, Ascomycota, Eurotiomycetes, Eurotiales, Aspergillaceae. Gene Ontology annotation, cellular component: cytoplasm. The record is from RefSeq and is a predicted model, not a curated record. Gene Ontology annotation, biological process: protein transport; small GTPase-mediated signal transduction; vesicle-mediated transport. Bases 1 to 1407 code for a protein of 468 amino acids. Gene Ontology annotation, molecular function: Rab GDP-dissociation inhibitor activity.